AUGUCAGGCUGGGAUCAGUACGUAACUAAUUUGACAAGUCAAGGCAUUACACAUGCCGGAAUCUUUGGUGCUGAUGGAUCAAAAUGGGCUGCAUCUCCACAUUUUCCAUCAAUUGAACACCUUAAAGACGAAUUAUCAAAAGCUUUUUCUUCCACACCAUCAGGCAUUGUAGUGAAUGGUGAAAAAUAUAUUUUCAUUCGUAAUCAAGACAAUUUUGUUGUCUUACGAAAAGGUGCUGAUGGAAUGGUUAUUGUUAAAUUAAAUCAAGCUUAUAUUAUUUCAAUUGGUGUCAAUCAAAAACCUGAAAUGUUAGUAGGAGCAACGAACAAGAUCGGUGAAUAUUUGAAAAAUUGUGGUUAUUAG
Adineta steineri is the source of this 363-nucleotide messenger RNA. Lineage: Eukaryota; Metazoa; Rotifera; Eurotatoria; Adinetida; Adinetidae. The record is from the annotation of a GenBank genome assembly.